Messenger RNA from Salvia miltiorrhiza (redroot sage), 2655 nucleotides. RefSeq names its product pentatricopeptide repeat-containing protein At1g53600, mitochondrial-like. Gene Ontology annotation, biological process: RNA modification. The record is from RefSeq and is a predicted model, not a curated record. Gene Ontology annotation, molecular function: protein binding; RNA binding. NCBI's taxonomy places the organism in Eukaryota, Viridiplantae, Streptophyta, Magnoliopsida, Lamiales, Lamiaceae.
GUUCAAAAUUUUCUUGUCCAAGAAACAUACAUAGAUUCUUCUUAUUUCCAAUAAAAGAUUCCUGCGCUCUUUUGUUUUCUACCUUCAUGCCCUCUGUUUUAUUUAUCGACAGAGUUUUUCAUGUUGGCGGUGAAGAAGCCAACUUCUAGUUAUCUUAAUCUGUUUAAUUCUCUCCGCCAUCAUGGAUUCUCAGUUCAACGACAACGAGCACAUUCAUCUCCGCCUGCCCAAACCACCCUCGCCAAAACUAACAAUUUUGUUGCAAACUGCAACUCUCAGAUUACAAGAUAUGGCCGAAUCGGAAACAUUGCGGGGGCCGAGUCGUUGUUCCACGGCAUGCCGGAGAAAAGUGUUGUUACCUACACCGCCAUGCUUUCUGCUUACGCAAACAGCAGUAAAAUCAUAAGUGCCCGAAAACUGUUCGAAGAAAUGCCUCAACGGACUGUAACGACGUGGAAUGCGAUGAUCACGGCUUACGUGAAAAAUAUGAAUAGGGUGGACGGUGUGGAAGAGGCGUUUAGACUGUUCCUGAGGAUGCCGGUGCGAAAUGCUGUGUCCUACUCGGUGAUGGUUAUGGGUUUGGUUAAUUCGGGUAAAUUUGAUUAUGCUGAGAAGUUGUAUAGUAGCACACCGUUGGGAUGGAGGGAUCCGUUUUGCUCGAACCUGCUGAUGAAUGGGUAUCUGAAGAUUGGCAGAUUGGAUGAGGCUGUUAGGAUUUUUGAUGGGAUGGUGGAGAAAAAUGUUGUUUCUUGGAGCUCAAUGGUGGAUGGUUUUUGUAAGAGAGGGAGAGUUGAUGAGGCUAGGGAGUUUUUUGAUUUGAUGGAAGAGACCAAAAAUGAGUUUACUUGGUGUUCCAUGGUUGAUGGAUACAUGAAAGUGGGUCGUUUUGAGGAUGGUUUUCGAUUGUUCUUGCGAAUGAGAAGGGAAGGCGAGGUAGGAAUUGAACCCACCAUUCUCACUGUGAUUUUCGAGUCCUGUGGCAGAAUUGGUAGAUUUAGGGAAGGUUGCCAAGUCCAUGGCCUUUUGUCACGUUUGGGAUUUGAGUAUGAUGUGUUUCUGGCCAAUUCAAUCAUCGCAAUGUACUCAAGGUUUGGCUUCGUCAAUGAAGCAAGAAUUUUGUUUGACAUGACGAGCGAGAAAGAUGUAGUUUCUUGGAAUUCCCUUCUUUACGGAUAUGUUCAAGCUGGAAUGCUUGAAGAGGCGAAUGAACUUUUCAAGAAAAUGGAUUCCAAAGAUUCAGUUUCAUGGACCACCUUGAUUACUGGAUUCUCCAACCGAGGUAUGACUGGAAAAUGUGCUGACUUAUUCAGUAAAAUGCCUAGACCGGAUGAUGUUGCUUGGACAGCUCUUAUUUCGGCAUUUGUGUAUAAUGAAGAAUAUGAAGAAGCUAUUCGUCGCUUCAAUCAGAUGAUCUUGAAUGGAAUCAGGCCUAACCCUCUUACAUUAAGUAGCUUGCUUAGUGCUUCUGCAAGUUUGGCAUCUUUAAGCCUUGGUCUUCAGAUACAUAAUUUUGUGAUCAAAAUGGUUAUGGAGCAUGAUUUAUCCAUCCAAAAUUCCCUUGUGUCAAUGUAUUCAAAAUGUGGAUCUGUAGAAGAUGCCUACAAGAUAUUCAAAUCCAUCACCAAACCCAACACUGUCUCAUUCAAUUCUAUGAUUACAGGAUUUGCCCAUAAUGGAUAUGGAGAAGAAGCACUUGAUUUAUUUAGUCAAUUGGUUGAUGGAGGACUUAAUCCUACCGAAGUUACCUUUCUGGGUGUUCUCUCUGCUUGCACCCAUGCGGGGUUUGUAGAAGAGGGACGACAUUACUUCAAAUCCAUGAGGACUUUCUUUGAACUUGAACCGGGUCUUGAUCAUUACGCUUGCAUGGUUGAUUUGCUUGGUAGGGCUGGCCUUCUCGAUGAAGCCCUAAAUUUGAUCGAGACAAUGCCAGUUGAGCCUCAUGCUGGAGUAUGGGGUGCCCUUCUUGGUGCAAGCCGGACUCACAUGCAUCUUGAUCUUGCAAAACUCGCAGCUCAAAAAAUCUUCCAACUUGAACCAAAUAAUGCUACUCCGUAUGUGGUGAUGUCAGAUAUCUAUGGUAUUACAGGGAAGAGGAGAGAUGAAGAAGAAAUGAGAGUGUCCAAAAGAUUAAGAGGCAUAAAAAAGAGUCCAGGUUGCAGUUGGAUUACAGUGAAGGACAAGGUCAGAUUGUUUCUCUCAGGAGAUAAAUCUCAUGUAAACUUUGAAGAGAUCAAAACUAUUCUGGGGUCAAUUAUUCAUGAUAUGAAACACUUAGAUUUUACUGACCUUGAUUGUCAACUACAUUGAGAAAUUAACUUUUAGGUCGAGAUUUAUGAAGCAUGGGGUCGAGCUUUGUUGAGCAGCACACUGUACAGACGGUUUCAUCCCAUUCCUCGCCACUUUGUAUGUUCGAUGCUGGAUCGACAUGACUUGUAUGAUUUAGCAUAAGGAACUAGUUCAUAUAUAUUGAGGUAUGCCAUCUGCAUUAUGCUAUUCUUAUCUGUGGGAUUAUGAAGCUUAGUCUGAAGAUGUCUUGGGUAAAAGGCCUGUUCCUUAAAUAUCUGAAUUUUGAACUUGUUUCUUCAUUUUGGAUAAGUCAGUCUUUGGUGAAGGAUAUUCAGAAACAUGGCUUGCUCGUUGAGAAUAAUCCAUUUU